Messenger RNA from Triplophysa dalaica, 1107 nucleotides. RefSeq names its product COMM domain containing 6 (gene commd6). The transcript has 7 exons. The record is from RefSeq and is a predicted model, not a curated record. Gene Ontology annotation, molecular function: NF-kappaB binding. Lineage: Eukaryota; Metazoa; Chordata; Actinopteri; Cypriniformes; Nemacheilidae. The coding region runs from base 121 to 717 and encodes 198 amino acids.
CUGCAUUUUACAGAAGGGUUGGAAAAAAACAAACACACUGGACAAAACAAAUUGUAGAGGCAUAACAUUACAAUCCAAAACACUGUUCCUAAAAUACAGCCUAACAAAUUAUUAUAAAACAUGUUAGGAAAGGAGCUAUCCUCUAGUGUGGAUGGUGUGGUUGACAACAUUGGAAAUCUGCCUCUAGAUCUGUUUGCAGAAACACUUCAGGAAAUUCUUGUUCAUCUUCAGGAACAAAGAGUGGUAGAUUUUAUUGAAACCUGGGAUAAAUUUCAGAGAUCUGGGAUAAACCUCGAUCAACAAGCCGUUCAAGAUAUAGUAAGACUGAUGUCAUUUCAUUUUAGGUUAGCUGCUAAAAGCAAUCUCAGUGCAGAUGUCUUGAUCAGUAAACUGACUGAGAGUAGCAGGAAAUGGUCCAAACCAAUGCUUCAGCUAGUGCAGCGGCUCUGGAUUGAGCAUGGAGCUCUUCUACAUGCACAUCAGGAAAGUCUGAGCAUUGCUAGUAUUGGACAGCUUGUUGAUAUGCAGUGGAAACUUGGAAUGGCGGUAAGCUCAGAUAGCUGCCGAUCCCUUAACUCCCCCUUUAUCUCUGUUCUGCUGAAAUAUAUGGAUACGUCAGGGGAGAUGUCAUAUAAAUCCUUUGAGAUGACAGUUCAGCAGUUCCAGAACUUCUACAGACAGUUCAAGGAAAUGUCCUCAGUUUUAGAGACUGUUUAAUAUAUUGCCAAAUUUUUGUCACACACUAGACAUUCACAUUUCAGUACUUUUUUACCAAUGCACUUCAUAUAUUCUUUAUUGAACUUUGCACAAGGUGACUGUUUAGUUUUCUGUGCACUAUAGCCAAUUAAACGUCUUAUGUAUCCAUAGUUCAAACAUGACACACCCUGCAUUGCAUUGCUAUAAUAUUAUCAACUAUUCAAUCAAUGUAAACUCACAAAAGGCAUAAACAAAACACACACUCAAGAUGCUUUUAAGAAACAUAAGUUGAUAACAUUAACCUUAUUAAAAUCUUUCACCGUUACAGUAACUAAAUGGUUAAGAUUCUUGUUUUAUUCAAAUUAAUAAUUGUGUUUUUUACAUUGAAAUAAAUGAAGUUGUUUUCCCCUC